Closterium sp. NIES-65 is the source of this 1521-nucleotide messenger RNA. The record is from the annotation of a GenBank genome assembly. NCBI's taxonomy places the organism in Eukaryota, Viridiplantae, Streptophyta, Zygnematophyceae, Desmidiales, Closteriaceae.
AUGCGUCACCACUUACCGACCAUUGAGCGUGUGCACUUUAGCCAAUACAAGAGUGCUAAGACCUUGUACGACGCUGUAGUUGCACGCUACUCUUCCCCUGCCACUGCUGCUCUUAGCCGCCUCAUGCUGCCGUACCUGAGUGUUUCCCUUCCCCCCUCUUGCCCUCUGUUGCUUCUGCUGCUGCGGCCGACCUCGUUGGUUUCGAGUCGGUCGGCGCUGCGUCUACCCCUAGCGGGAGACGCCGCACCGGCAAGAGAAAGGGGGGCAAGGGCGCUGGAGGGGCUGGCGGGGGCGGUGGAGGUGGUGGUGGAGGCAGUGGAGGGGGUGGGGGUGGUGGUGGGAGUGGUGGCGGGGGUAGAGGUGUCGGUGGCAGAAGUGGAGGCGGAGGAGGCGGCGGCGGUGGCGGAGGGAGCGGAGGCGGCGGAGGUGGCGGAGGCGGCGGAGGUGGCGGAGGCGGCGGAGGUGGCGGAGGCGGCGGCGGCAGCGGUGGAGCUAGUUGCGGCUCUGCGCAGAGGAGUGGGUCCGAUUGUUUGUGAUACUUCGUCGCCGUUGCUGCGUAGUGAUAUUUUCCUCGCGAUCACAGAGAACCCCAUUCCUGUCGCCAUUCCUCUCACCCCUCUCAUCGCCUACUAUGCUAUCCUCGAGUUCGCCAAAUCGCCCACCCGUCUCCCUUCCGUCGCGCGUCACGUUGCCAUCUCGUCGCCCGUCCCGUCGCCCUCUUCGUCGCCCUCUCUCCCCUCCUCUCCUCCCGUCGGCCUCUCUCUCACCCCUCCCUGCCGAUCGCCCUCCCGUCACUCGCCCCGUCGCGCUCUCUCUCUCCGCUCCCUUUCCGUCGCCUUCUCUCUCGCCCCUCCCUUCCCGUCGCGCUCUCUCUCUCCGCGCCCUUCCCGUCGCCCUCUCUCUCGCCCCUCCCUUCCCAUCGCUCUCUCUCUCUCUCUCUCCGCUCCGCCCUCUCUCUCGUUCCUCCUUCGAAUCGCGCUCUCUCUCUACUCCCUUCCCGUCGGCCUCUCUCUCCGCUCCCUUCCCGUCGCGCUCUCUCUCUCCGCUCCCUUCCCCUCGCCCUCUCUCUCGCCCCUCCCUGUCGCGCUCUCUCUCUCUGCUCCCUUCCCAUCGCCCUCUCUCUCGCCCCUCCCUUCCCGUCGCGAUCUCUCUCUCCGCUCCCUUCCCGUCGCCCUCUCUCUCGCCCCUCCUACCCUUCGCGCUCUCUCUCUCCGCGCCCUUCCCGUCGCCCUCUCUCUCGCCCCUCCCUUCCCAUCGCGUUCUCUCUCUCCGCUCCGCCCUCUCUCUUGCUCCUCCCUUCGAAUCGCGCUCUCUCUCCGCUCCCUUCCCGUCGCGCUCUCUCUCUCCGCUCCCUUCCCAUUUUCCUCUCUCUUUCUGCUCCCUUCCCAUCCUCCCUUCUCGCUCGCCUCGAAUAGCCCUCCCGGCGACCUUCGACUCUCCCAUCACGUAUGCCCUCCUUUCUCCGUCGCCUCUCUCGUUCUCCCUCUUCUAUCACGCCUCAAGUCCAAGGCAUCACAUUGA